Molecule: messenger RNA, 972 nt
Organism: Amoebophrya sp. A120
Lineage: Eukaryota; Dinophyceae; Syndiniales; Amoebophryaceae
Source: the annotation of a GenBank genome assembly
GUCACGCUAACGCAGCAGCUCGUCACGCAGUACUGCAAGCUGGUGCGGGACAUUUACCUGCCGCCCGAGCAGGUGCCCUACCACAACUACUUCCACGCCCUGCAGGUCGCGCAGGUGACGUUUCUGCUUCUCCGGGAAGCGAAGCUGCUGCGCGAGGAGCUGCAGAAACUGGACAUCGUCGCGGUGAUUCUAGCCGCGCUCGGCCACGACGCGGGGCACCGUGGCUUCACCAACCAGUUCGAGGUGGCCACGCGGUCCGACCUGGCCUGCAGGUACAACGACCAAUCGGUGCUGGAGAUGCACCACGCGGCAGUGAGCUGGAAUGCGCUGAUGUCCACGGGCAUUUGCAGCUCCGCCGCCCGGGGACCGGUGUUCGACACCUUCCGGGCCCGGUUCGUGAAGUCGAUUCUGCAAACCGAUAUGCAAUUCCACGGGGAGCACAUCCGCGAAGCGCACGCGCUCUGCAAAUACUUUCGCGAGCGCGGCUUCGCCUCUGACGAGAGCGACAGUGAGGACGAAGACGGCAUGGAAUCCAUGGUAAACACCAGCAACGACGAAGCACCGGCAGCUGCUCCCCGUGCUGCUCCGGUGGACGCCGGCGAGGGAAGUAAAAUCAAAAAAUCGCCAUCAAAAACGAGUCAGGUAACAAGACCUAGCAAGGUCAAUCGGGCCUCGAUGCAGAGCCGCCAGGUGAUCUCGAAAUUGCAGGACUUCGAGCCGGUGCCGAACGAGAAGCGGCAGCUGGUCUGCGAAAUUUUCCUGCACAUGGGCGAUAUCGGCAUCAUGGGAUCGAAAUUGGCCCAGAGUCUCCGUUGGACGGACCUGGUCCUCGACGAGUUUCAGAUGCAGGCGGAGGCCGAGCAGCGGCUGGGGAUACCCGUCACCAUGUUUCCGGAGGGACUCGAAACGCCGGUGAAACGCGCGAAAACCCAGGUCGGUUUUCUCAAUUUUGUCAUUCUCCCACUGUACAAC